UCUCUCUAAUCUCUUCCGCUAUCACAAACACUAAUUGAGUUGAAAUGAAGAAAUUUGUUAAAGUGGUUGAGACGAAUGAAGAGGUAAAGGUAAACAACAAUUCUUAUAUUCCUGAUGAUUUUUCCUUCUCUAUUUUAUCAAAACUACCUCUUAAAUCUUUGAAGCGUUUUGGAUGCGUAAGCAAAUCAUGGUCCCUAUUAUUUGAAAACCCUCAUUUCAUGAAUAUGCUGCGCAACCAUUUCUUAUCUAAUAAUCAUCGUUCCAAUUACGGUGUUACAUUACUCUUAUUAUAUGACAAUGAUCUACCUGUUCAUUACACGCUAUAUUUGCUCUCCGAUGACAGAUUUGAGAAUAGGGUCAAAUUAGAUUUGCCACCUCCAAUUCAAGAGGUGGUUAGUACUCUUUAUAUUUUAAGUUCAACUAGUAUUAAUGGCAUUCUCUGUCUCGGGAAUCUGAGGAGUAGAGGAAUGGUAAGUAUCUUUCGAGCUGUAUUAUGGAACCCGGCUACUGCGGAAUACAUGUUCAUUCCUCCCAGCCCUGACGAGGAUGUACCUCCUUAUCGAGAUCCUGUUUGUCUGUUUGAUGGAUUUGGUUAUGACCAUGUUAGAGAUGACUAUAAGCUGAUUAGAUAUAUUAUAUUUUUUGAUCUAACCGAUGAUGAUGAAGAUGUGCCCUGGGAAGAUAGAUCUUAUGACCCCUUGUUGGAGAUAUAUAGUCUUAGAAAUAACUCUUGGAGGAUACUUGAUAUUGAUAUGCGUGAUAUUGCUCAUUGUGCAUAUGAUCAACCACAAGAUGGUGCAGCAGUGUACAUGGAUGGAGUGUGUCAUUGGUGGGCUAACAAUGAUUUAUUUAAUUUAACAGGCAUUUUGGUGUCAUAUGACUUCAGCAACGAGGUGUUGUUUACAACACCUAUGUUGUUAGACAUGGUUGAAAGUUGUGAUUUUAUCGUAAAUAGACGCUUGGUGGUGUUAAAUGAGUCAAUUGCUUUGAUAUCAAAUUAUUCCAAACCUACAACUUUUCACAUUUCAAUUUUGGGUGAACUCGGUGUGAAGGAAUCAUGGAUCAAACUCUUUAUUGUUGGACCCGUACCUUCCAUUAAGUGUCCCAUUGGAUUCGGGAAAAAGGGCAUUUGCUUCAAACAAAAUAAUGAUGAACUAGUUUGGAUUGAUAUAAACACCCAGAUAAUUGAUGAGAUAGGUGUCAGAGCGGAAGGAUAUUCUUUUCCGAUGGGAAUUUACAAAGAAAGUCUUCUUUCAAUUGGAGGAAUAAAUAAUUAGUUGUCUUUCAUGUUUUUCCCUAGGAAUCAUAUGACGAUGGUUAUUAGGAUUUCCAGCUUGUAUGCAAAGUGUUUUGUCAAGUGUCUAUAGUAUUCAGUUUCUAUAUUCUUUUCUUAUGGUUCAAAAUUUCUAUUAGAGUUGUGAAACUUUAAUGCAGAGAAACUUGGCAAUAGUACAAGGAGUGAUUUUAAUUUCAUGUUAAUUUUUUGUUUCCAAAUAGUAAGUAAGGAUAUGUGUUUACUUAUUUGCUUAUUCAUUUUCUUUUCCCACCCGGUUUCUCUA
Messenger RNA from Trifolium pratense (red clover), 1559 nucleotides. RefSeq names its product F-box protein CPR1-like. The coding region runs from base 45 to 1277 and encodes 410 amino acids. The record is from RefSeq and is a predicted model, not a curated record. Gene Ontology annotation, molecular function: protein binding. The transcript has a single exon. Lineage: Eukaryota; Viridiplantae; Streptophyta; Magnoliopsida; Fabales; Fabaceae.